Messenger RNA from Castor canadensis (American beaver), 2389 nucleotides. NCBI's taxonomy places the organism in Eukaryota, Metazoa, Chordata, Mammalia, Rodentia, Castoridae. The record is from RefSeq and is a predicted model, not a curated record.
GCCUCACGCUCCCCGACCUGCCCGAGCAGUUCUCCCCGCCCGACGUGGCGCCCCCCAUCCUGGUGAGGCUGGUGGAAGCCAUGGAGCAGACAGGGCUGGACGGCGACGCUCUCUGCAGGCCCGAGUUGCCGGCCGCCAGGACAGACUGGGCCCUGGGGGACGUGGACCAGUGGGACACCGCCGCCCUGUCCGACGGCAUCAAGGCCUUCCUGCGGGCCCUGCCUGCAGCCCUGCUGACCCCCGAGGCCGCGGCCGAGGCGCACCGGGCCCUGCGGGAGGCCGCGGGGCCCGUGGGGCCGGUGCUGGAGCCCCCGACGCUGCCGCUGCACCGCGCGCUCACGCUGCGCUUCCUGCUCCAGCACCUGGCGCGCGUGGCCGGAGGAGGUGAACGAGAAGCUGCGGGACACGCCCGACGGCACCUUCCUCGUGCGGGACGCGUCCAGCAAGAUCCAGGGCGAGUACACGCUGACGCUCAGGAAGGGCGGGAACAACAAGCUGAUCAAGGUCUUCCACCGCGACGGCCACUACGGCUUCUCGGAGCCGCUGACCUUCGGCUCCGUGGUGGACCUCAUCACGCACUACCGCCACGAGUCACUGGCCCAGUACAACGCCAAGCUGGACACGCGGCUGCUCUACCCCGUGUCCAAGCACCAGCAGGACCAGGUCGUCAAGGAGGACAGCGUGGAGGCCGUGGGCGCCCAGCUCAAGGUCUACCACCAGCAGUACCAGGACAAGAGCCGCGAGUACGACCAGCUGUACGAGGAGUACACGCGGACCUCACAGGAGCUGCAGAUGAAGCGCACAGCCAUCGAGGCGUUCAACGAGACCAUCAAGAUCUUCGAGGAGCAAGGCCAGACGCAGGAGAAGUGCAGCAAGGAGUACCUGGAGCGCUUCCGGCGGGAGGGCAACGAGAAGGAGAUGCAGAGGAUCCUGCUGAACUCGGAGCGGCUCAAGUCCCGCAUCGCCGAGAUCCACGAGAGCCGCGCCAAGCUGGAGCAGGACCUGCGGGCGCAGGCGUCGGACAACCGCGAGAUCGACAAGCGCAUGAACAGCCUGAAGCCCGACCUGCUGCGCCUGCGCAAGACGCGGGACCAGUACCUGCUGUGGCUCACCCAGAAAGGCGCCCGGCAGAAGAACAUCAACGAGUGGCUGGGGAUCAGAAAUGAGGCUGAGGACCAGUACGCGCUGAUGGAGGACGAGGACGACCUGCCGCACCACGAGGAGCGCACCUGGUACGUGGGCAAAAUCAACCGGACGCAGGCGGAAGAGAUGCUGAGCGGCCGGCGGGACGGGACGUUCCUCAUCCGGGAGAGCAGCCAGCGGGGCUGCUACGCCUGCUCCGUCGUGGUGGACGGGGACACCAAGCACUGCGUCAUCUACCGCACGGCCACCGGCUUCGGCUUCGCGGAGCCCUACAACCUGUACGGCUCGCUGAAGGAGCUGGUGCUCCAUUACCAGCAUGCAUCCCUCAUGCAGCACAACGACGCGCUGGCCGUCACCCUCGCCCACCCCGUGCGCGCCCCGGGCCCGGGGCCGCCGCCCACCGCGCGCUGACCCGGCCUCUGUCCUUCCGGCCUCAGGGCCCCUCCAGGCUGCAGCUGCGCCUGCCAUGUUUACAGAGGCCCCGGGCUGCGCGGCCCCAGCCUGGGCGCCCCGAUUUUUAAGCCAUAGAUCUGGGGUCAGGCCAGGAAGAAACUUCAUGCCCGGCUGCUUCCAAAAACCCUUCGCCCUGACAUUUGGAGCUGGGCUGGGCUGGGCCGUGCCGGGCCGGGCGGGACCCGCCCCGGGGACCCCGCUUCCCUUCUCCAUGCUGAACUGAAACCAGCGGUUCGCAGAAGUCCCCAGAGACCAGAAGGCAGCGAUGCCACAGCCGCCCCCACCGGGUGGCCUCAUGCGACACUGCCGGCGGGGCCGCCGGGAAGCAGCUUUUUGUUGUGUGUUCCUGUGACACCCCCUUUCUCCCCCGUUUUUGGGGCGCAAGCCCCGGGUUUCUACACUACACUUGGACUGGCGCGGGUUUGUACGGUACGCUGUCAUUGGCGCGGAUAUAAAACGGUGACAGGAGCGUGGUGACUCGGUGACUCGUGUCGUGCGGGCGAGGACCCUGCGGUGUCAGCUGUCCUCCCCUCCCUCUCACCGCAUCCCUGACCCCGGCCUCGGGUGGCAGAGGCAGGCGGUGGUGACAGGUCACCGUGCGCCCUGGGCGUGGAUGCGGGUGGCCGGUGUCCUGCUUGCACACUGAGCGGCUGUGCGACCUCCACACACCUGCCCUCUCUGGGCAGCCUCAGGGGCUCUGCAGUGACCACCGCUGCAAAAUGGCCUUGGACACCCUGGCCUCACGGGGACGUUUGGGACACUCGUGGCCAGUGCAGAGACGUUUCUCAAGCGC